GUGCCUGCAUCUCAAGUAAAGGAAACUCCCUCUUCCUUUCAUAUUUUUGACAAUUCGCUAACUUGUUAUAACGAACGGAACACCUCCUUAAACCAUCCCUAUAAAUUGCUAGCUAGCAAAAACCUCUCCAGAGUCCAGUCACCUCACAAACAAAGACAAGUUUUCUAAUUUGCAUUUUAGACAAGACAGAGAUAUGUCAUUGGUAAGAGAAUCGCGCUCUAUUACUAGAAAAUUUUUAGCAAGGCCUCAGCAGGAAGGUCUUGGUGCUGUUGUUAGAAGAAGCAUUGGAAGGUUUGAGUUGAGAUACUUUGAUCCUUUCCUUGUUUUGGAUGAAUUCUCAGUUUCUGCACCAGCUGGUUUUCCUGAUCAUCCACACAGAGGCUUUGAAACAGUCACCUACAUGUUGCAGGGAGCUGUGACGCAUGAAGAUUUUGAGGGGCGAAAAGGUAGAAUAGAAGCAGGUGAUUUGCAGUGGAUGACUGCUGGAAAGGGAGUUGUUCAUUCAGAAAUGCCUGCACCUCACGGAACUCAAAAGGGUUUACAAUUGUGGAUUAAUCUCUCCUCCCAGCACAAAAUGAUAGAGCCAAGGUAUCAAGAGAUAUCAAGCGAGAACAUAGCAGAAGCUGCAAGAGAUGGGAUAAAAGUGAGAGUUAUAGCAGGGGAAGCAUUAGGAGUGAAAUCAGCUAUAUACACAAGAACUCCAACAAUGUAUUUGGAUUUCACUCUAAAACCAGGAUCCCAUCUUCAACAACCAAUUCCUAAAUCAUAUAACGCAUUUGUAUAUAUCUUAGAAGGUGAAGGUACUUUUGGCCAAGAUUCAACAACUUCACCUAUAUCUGCACAUUAUUUGCUGCUUCUAAGUGGAUUUGGUGAUGGACUUGUGGCAUGGAAUAAGGGCUCAAAAAUACUAAGGUUUAUAUUAGUAGGUGGAGAACCAUUGGGUGAACCAGUAGCACAAUUGGGACCUUUUGUGAUGAAUACACAAGAAGAAAUUGACCAAACGAUUGAAGAUUUUGAGAAUUAUACUAAUGGUUUUGAGAAAGCUAAGGACUGGAGAUCUGAAGCCAGAAUUGAACUUGGUUAUUAAUUACUACUAGUAGUACACACUACUUUUUAUCGUUCAUUCUUUUGUUUGUUGUUAUCUUCUUUUCCUUGUUUUCAUGCAUAUCUUUAGGUAUAAACAAAGUUCUUUUGACAUGAGAGGGAAACAGAUGGUGUCAUGUUGCCUAUGUUUCCAAAUGAAGAACCCCAUGUUUUUUGUGCUAAUAAUUAUGCUCAUAUUUGCAUGUCCCCGAUGAACAAUAAUGCUUAUAGAAAGAAUUACCUAA
Messenger RNA from Nicotiana tabacum (common tobacco), 1328 nucleotides. RefSeq names its product pirin-like protein At1g50590. The record is from RefSeq and is a predicted model, not a curated record. Lineage: Eukaryota; Viridiplantae; Streptophyta; Magnoliopsida; Solanales; Solanaceae.